This is a messenger RNA of Nipponia nippon (crested ibis), 1500 nucleotides long. The record is from RefSeq and is a predicted model, not a curated record. NCBI's taxonomy places the organism in Eukaryota, Metazoa, Chordata, Aves, Pelecaniformes, Threskiornithidae.
AUGGAGUUAGAGCACCUGAAGAGGCUGCGUCAGGCCAGCCAGGACCUUCUACAAAGGCUCAGAAUGAAGCAGGAAGAGAUCAGAAAAAGACUUCCCAGCAAGCCACUCUUGCCAGCUUCUCUUCAUAAUAGAACAGCUACUGAAAGAUCUGUCCCCUUGCCCAGGAGAGGGAAGGAAAAUCAGGUCGACGCUGCAAAGUCUACAGCUGACCCUGCAGUGUUGGUGUCUGUGGAACCCAGAGCUUACGCAGCUAGAGCAGCCCUCUGUUCGUCUCUUGAACACAGCAGCAAUGACAGAGGGGUACAGCAACAACAAGCAAAGAUUCAGGAAGCAGUAGGUUUGGAUUCCAGCUUUCCUGGGAAAGAGAAGAAUGUUAUGCCAGUGUCUGCAAUCAUUACGUGUGGCAGAGAAACCUCCGGAGUGGAUAGGGAUGGCCAUGCUCGAGGAAGUCUAGAGAAAGAAGCCUUCCUUCUGGGACAUGGAGAGAACAGAAAACAGUCCACUCUGCUACAUGGUUUCCAUGAGAAAAAACAGCUUAAGGGUCACCUGGACCCAUCACUGAGUACCAUACAAAGUGAAGAGACCAGCAAGCAGCAUGCGGUCAUUAGAGAGCCCAAAAUUCGUAAAUCAAUCUUGCUGACAUCUCAGUCCAAAGAGUUGAAGAAGGAAGCUGGUCAUGUAACUUUUCAGUCUGACCCUGAGGAAUAUACCAUACCUGUGAGCAGCUGGUCCGUGCGUCCUUUCCUGGGCUAUGACUGGAUUGCAGGGCUCCUAGAUACAAACUCUUCAGUAGCAGAAAAAUCUGAUGAAUACUUUGCUGAGCUGCAUGAGUUCCGACAGGCCAACAAAGAAGCGUGUAUUCAUGAGCAGCACCUGGAGCCCAAGGCUCUGGAUUACAUAGUUCCUGAACAAGAACUAGAUUUGAUAACCAGUUCCCAUAAGUGUGUUUACUGUUAUCGAUUAAACCAGCGCCUCUUCACUGUCCCUGUGGAUUCAGAAUCUGCCUGCCCCAUGUGUAAGAUCCCACGUACUCACCGGCCCCCAGAGAUGUUGGAAGAGCCAGCCUAUGUCAGGGUCAGCAUUCCCAGGGCUACCCUUCUGCCUGCCUACAAAUACAAAGCCCAUCGCAGGAAGAGCUUUGAACCGGCAGACAAUCUAGCAUUACCUGCGCACUGCCUGGCUGGCUGGGAAAAUAUCAUCCCUUCCAGCAACCCCACGCUCAGCAGUUUGGAUCUGCGAGCUUCACUGGAAGAGAAGCCUUCUCACCAUCCUCGCCUGAACUCGGUGUCCAGAGUGUCAGAAAGAACCAGAACUGACCAGCUUCUGAACCUGACCCACUUGACGCACUUCGGAUUUAGCAGUGCUUCUCAACAGAGCGAGCAAAACAAACCUGGACACUACAGAGAAGCUCCAAAUUUAAAUCCGACUGCCUCAACUACUUCUAAGCAGAUGCGUGAGCUUUCCCGCCUAGGGCUGGAUAAAGUGAUGUGUACAGGAUGA